Molecule: messenger RNA, 207 nt
Organism: Heterobasidion irregulare TC 32-1
Lineage: Eukaryota; Fungi; Basidiomycota; Agaricomycetes; Russulales; Bondarzewiaceae
Exons: 1
Molecular function (GO): nucleic acid binding
Source: RefSeq, a predicted model, not a curated record
AUCUUGACAGAUUUCGUCACUAACCUGCCCAAGAGCAAGAGGUUUGACUUGAUUAAUGUGGUGGUAGAUCAAGGACUGUCAAAAGGCAUAGUCAUCACUUUAUGCAAGAAAAUUAUUAUGGUGGAAGAAAUGACUACACUCUUCCAAAACAACAUUUUCAAUCAAUAUAGAUUACCAACCAAAAUAGUGUCUGAUCAUGGCCCUUAA